AUGAACGGUCAGGAGCUACUCGCCUGGGCUGUUUUCGUAUCCUACUUCCUGCUCAUCUUCCUUUCUUUCGGUCUCGUCUUCCGGUCGAUACUCUCCGGCAGUCAUGUCUCCAAGCUAUUCCAAGGCAGAGCGUUCUACUUUCUUCGAACAGCGGUAGGAGCAUUGUUAUGCACUUGGUACUAUAUGAUCAAGUUCCUCAACUGGUCCUACAGAUAUCACUCCAAGCUCAAUCAGACCAACAAUAUCGGAAAUUGGCUAGUUCACACUCCCCUUUUCGAGCAAGCUUGGACGAUAGUGUGUACGGGAAGAGCUAAUUGGUGGUGGUCAAGCUGGAUAUGUACUUGGACGAUAGUAUUCACAGCUAUAGUGUGGACUGAAAGCGGAAGAAGAGGUAUCAAAUACCCCUACGCAUACAUGCUACUUGGUCAAUUGGUCGCCAUGUCAGUCGCUACCUCACUCUUCUUAUCAGCGGUCUUCUUACAUCCUCGAAUCCGGUCCGCACCUCGUUCUGUCCCAGUUUACAUCGCUUUCCCACUUCUCAUGGCUUUCAUCCCUACGUAUCUCCUGCCAAGACACGUCAAUACCGAUAAAUUUAUGAAUUCGCUCUUAUGGUUACAUGGCGCUUUGUUAUUACCUCUCACCUCCUCUUCGUCAAGUAGUAUUGCCGAGAAUGCCACUGCAAGAAUUCCAUUCUCAAUGCUGUACCAGAUGUUCCUCGCUACUGCCAUAUCAAUCCAUUACCCAGCUACCAAAAGACUUCUUGGCGUUUUACCUCCCGGUCAAUCGGUAUUUGAUAAACUAUACAAGACCAUCUUCACACAUCCAGCUCAAGGUUCUAUCUCCUUAGAUGUAAUUUGGGUGGCUAUCAUCGUGUUUUCAUGGUUCCUUCUUUCCGGAUCGAUGGUCAGUCGAAUCAUCAAGGUUUCAAUGGCUAGUAUCGCAGCCGGCGUAGGUAUUGCCAGAUACGCAGGGGUGAACUGGGGUUUGAUCGCUAGUGUGUUACCGAUAUUGGUCUUGUUAGCUUUUGGUACUAUGGGUCUAUGGCUUCAGAGGCUCAGAUCAAAAAAUACUACCAAGAGGAAGGAACUGUUAGAGAAGAUGGGUAUGCCAGAACGUACCGUUAUACCAGGUACCUCGAACAAACCGCCCUCUGUGAGUGGAGAUAAACUCGUAGUUGGAUUUUGGCAUCCUUACUGCAAUGCUGGUGGUGGUGGAGAACGUGUUCUAUGGUCGGCCAUCCGGCAUCUACAGCAGACUGAGAAAGAUGUGUUGGUCCUGGUGUAUUCAGGGGACUAUCCAUCAGCAAGUAAGGAUGACAUACUAGGAAAGGCUAAGAAUCGAUUUUCGAUCGAGAUGGAUCCCUCAAGGAUACAUUUCGUUCCUCUUCCCUCAAGAUAUCUGAUAUCAGAUAAUUACUGGAAACGGUUUACUCUUCUCGCUCAAUCGCUCGGAAGUGUAUACUUAGCUUAUGAGGGAUUGUGCGGUAAAGACGGCCUAUGGGGUGAUGUUUUCAUUGACUCGAUGGGUCAUGGUUUCACUUUUCCUACGGUUCGCUUCAUAUCUGGAUCUCAGACUGUCAUCGGAGCGUACAUCCACUAUCCUACAGUCAGUACAGAUAUGGUCAAAAGAGUUAGAGAGAGAACAGCAGGCGGAGUGGAAAACGCAGGUGCCUCGAAGAGUUGGUUGAGAACACAGAUCAAAUUGAUAUAUUAUUGGAUCUUCACCAACCUAUACUCCGUUUCCCUCCUUUUCCCUCAACAUAUAAUGACCAAUUCAUCCUGGACCCAAGCGCACAUUCAGUCUCUUCUUACUAAAGCUCGAGGAUCUUUCCUGGCUAGUAUACUAUUGAAAGACGAGACCACGAUCCAGAAGAGGGAAGAAAGAGGCGAAAGUAAGAUAGAAGAUAGAGCGAGAUGCGAGGUCGUUUAUCCACCUUGCGAUACGAAAGAAUUUGUCAAGUUGGGUAAUUUGAAUAAGAGGAGGAGAGAGAUUGUUUCCCUAGCUCAAUUCAGACCCGAAAAAGAACAUGCUAAACAAUUACAUGCCUUGGCCAUCCUCUUCGAGAAAUACCCUCAGUAUCGCAAAGGUCCCCAAAGCGUGAAAUUGGUUUUAAUGGGUGGGUCACGAGAUGCCCAUGAUGAAGAACGUCUUGAUGGACUACGGAGGUUAGCCAAUACUUUGGAAAUCAGCGACAACGUCGAGUUUGUAGUCAACGCUCCUUAUUCAGAGGUAGUCAAGCGUUUGGGAGAAGCUUCCUUAGGGCUAAACACGAUGAUGGACGAGCAUUUCGGUAUAAACGUGGUUGAAUUUAUGGCCGCCGGUCUGAUACCCGUCGUACAUGCAUCUGCAGGACCAGUCAUGGAUAUAGUUGUACCGUUCAACAACCAGAAGACAGGUUUCCAUGCGACAGAUGCCGAAUCUUUCGCCGAAGCUGUCCAUCAAGCAUUCACCUUAUCUCCUGAGCAGAGCCUGAGAAUGCGCAAAGCAGCUAGAGAAGCCGCUGUCAAGAAAUUCUCAGAGAGGGAAUUCGAGAAAGGUUGGCAGCUAGGUUGGAAAAGGUUGAAGGGUCUAGUCAAGAGAGAUAGGGAUGAUGAAUAG
Messenger RNA from Kwoniella botswanensis, 2598 nucleotides. RefSeq lists its product as uncharacterized. Lineage: Eukaryota; Fungi; Basidiomycota; Tremellomycetes; Tremellales; Cryptococcaceae. Gene Ontology annotation, biological process: protein N-linked glycosylation. The record is from RefSeq and is a predicted model, not a curated record. Gene Ontology annotation, cellular component: endoplasmic reticulum membrane. The transcript is spliced from 12 exons. Bases 1 to 2598 code for a protein of 865 amino acids. Gene Ontology annotation, molecular function: GDP-Man:Man(3)GlcNAc(2)-PP-Dol alpha-1,2-mannosyltransferase activity.